Molecule: messenger RNA, 7618 nt
Organism: Bradysia coprophila
Lineage: Eukaryota; Metazoa; Arthropoda; Insecta; Diptera; Sciaridae
Source: RefSeq, a predicted model, not a curated record
CGGCUCAGUACUAUACAGCCACUAUAAUCCACAACGAGCAACGUCAGUACAUCGUGUGCAAUUGAACGUGUUCUUAGUUGUUGUUUUUUUAUAAUAUAUUUUUCGCAAUUUAAAAAAGAUUCGUCGCGUGUGUAAUUAAAAUAAAUUCUUUUUCUGGUGCGCUUCUUGCUUUUUGGGCAAUAAAAAUAUAGAGACGCGUUAAUUCGUCGACAGGUGUAAUAGAAUUUGCAGUGAUUUCGGUUUCAGAUAACACCUUUCGAUUGGGUACUUCUAAUUGACUGUGUGUGUGCUUACAGACAGAUAGAAAUAUUGUUGGAUAUUUUCAUCGAAAGUUGUAAAAUAAAACAAGUGUUACUGAAAUUGGACAACGACAAAUGUGCUGAGAGAAGACAUUUGUAAAUUAAUAAAAUUCAUCAUCUUUUUAGACGUCGUCAAACCAAUUGAACAUGUCAGCGAAAAGUGCUCAACAAAUUGUAAGUAAUGCUACAGAAUCAUUACACAGCACAUCGUCACUUAACACAAAGCUAAUAUUAACCGAUGCUGACAAUCCAUUAAUUCCAACUGAUUUGAGCGAUUCAAUAACACUAAAUAACAGCGAAAAUGAUGACGAAUUCAUAAACACUCAAAAUCUAACCUUGUUUACGGAUCAAGAGCUCCAAUCGUUUGAUACUCUUUUGAACACAGACAAAGAUUCACGGGAUCCCGUUGUUAGUCCAUCACCCGAUAAUGACAUUACUGAUUCGGUCGACCAUCAUGAUGCACGGAAUGGCGACACUCAUGAUAAAAGUAUUGAGUACAUCGACGGUGCAUUAGAUGUCGAUCAAUCGAAUGGCAUCACCCAUGACGAUUGUUUGGAUCAGAAUGGUACCGCUGAUUCGUCGAAUCAUGUCGGCAAGAAAUCGUCAAAGCCUACAUCAUUGCGACUUGUUAUCACCGACACUGAUGAUGGAACCGAUCCACCCAUAGUGAAUAAAACGAAAAAGUUUUAUGAAACGGAUGACGCAUUUAUUUCGGCAAUAUUUUCACAAACCAUUACAUCAACCACAGCGACUCCAACGGAUGAUGAUCUUUCCUACUCGUUUGACCCUCCAUUUACAGAAUCGGUAGCUAUUAAUGGCGCGAAUGAGGUGGAGAAAACGGGUGUUGGGGGCGAUCAGUGGAUGACUGUUGAUGACACUGUAAAUGCGGACCAUUCGAUGAAUGAAUCUCACACCGAAAAUUUGGACAAUUACAACGAGGGUUUGGUAUCAUUGACACACACUGUUUGUUUAGAUGGUGAUGAUUUCGAUCGAUAUGACGAAGAAGACGAUGUUGACUCCUCCAAAGCUCACCAUUACGAAAAUGUAGAACAAACCAACGCUGAUAAACGUUCGAAUGACGAUGAUGAGGACGAUGGAAUUUACGAAAAUGUUUUGAUGCUCAGAGGAGCAUACAAACAAAGACCUAGCAUCGUUGUUGACUGUUACACUGAUGAUGCCGGCUCGGCAGAACAUUUUAAUGUUGAACCAGCUGUAACAGACGAUGCAUAUAAUGUUGUUGUUGCGUCGUAUUUUGAUCAAACCAUUGAAGAUGAGGACGACAUUGAUAUCUAUAAUGACUACGGAAAAAAUGAAUGCGAGAAUGGUAGUGUUAAGUUGGGUGAUGCCGGUGAUGGAGAGACAUCAAGUUCAGAAGAAGACGAUAACAGCGAUAGUGUAGAUGAAGAUGAUGAUAUUAAGGAAAGUUGUAGUAAUGUUGAAGUACACAAAGCCAUCGAGCGUUUUGAAUCGGAAACGUCGACAAUGGUAACAACAAAGAAAACAAUCAAACAAUCUUCGGUGACAUCGUCAUCAACAACAGCUACCACAGCAUCGGCAACGGUCACCGCUGGUGUCGAAGAAGUCGAGGCGAUCACAGCGAAAAAAUCAGAAAAAGCAACGAAAAAGAAAUCAGAAGCUACCGGUGAAAAGAAGAAAAAGUCUAAAAAGUCCAAGAAGUCGGAUCCGGAGAAAGAAAAUAUAUCUGUGAGUGCCUUAUCACCAACGUAUCGAUAUGAUACAUUGCAAAGUUGGAAUUCUAACAAUGCUUGUUGCGAUAAGAACGACUGCAAUCACAACGCUACCAGUGUUACUAAUCAAACGAAAAAGUCGCCCCGCAAUCGAUGGACUACAAACAAUACCUCUUCAUCUGAUAUACCACCGGCAACGAAUAAUAUCGGUCAAUUCCUAUCGAACCAGAAAACUAAUUCGAUUGUGCUCAACAAUCCGUUUAUUGUGAACGCCGUUUUGAAUGGUGACCGAAUUUGUGGACGACGAUGUCAAAUGUCGCUCCGAAACAGUGAUAAAUUGACCGACCAAUGCUGCGACAUGUCGAACAAACAAGUAGUUAAACAAGAAGACGACUCUACCUGUGAUGGUAAUCGGAGUGAAAAAGGUGACGAGAAAAUAGUGCGUCGAUCUUCUGUUGAUAAAUUUGUCGAAGAAACAUUGUCGAAGAAGAUUAUCCCGUCGAAUGUGGUAUUGCAUGAAGAUGAUCUAUCGAGCGUUGAUGUGAAAAAUCUGAAAAAAAUUUAUCUUAUGGAACAACCUCCACACCAACACGUACACCGCGAACGAUGCAAAGAAAAUCGUGUAAUCGUUAAGGAUGUCUCUGUCAAACAUUUGUGUCGAAGUUUCGGUGAUCUAACAACAUUGAAUGAUGACGAACAAUUUUGUAGUAAUUUAUUUUCUCCCAUACACCGCGCUAAAUCAGUAGGUGAUUUGAGAAAGCUUGAACAAUUGCCUAUUCAAACAGGUGUAUCGGUCAGAGCUUUGAGAGAUAGUUACUGCAGUCUAGUCGCAUUGGGCGAUGGGUGUCUGCAACGGCACACCAAAGCUAAACAAGUAAAAUUUGGCGUUAUUCAGUAUGAUAUGAAAUCAAGUUUCAGUAAAUUUGACGCAUUACAAAAGAAAAAUAUUCUCCACGUUCGAUCCAGUGAUGCUGGAAAAGCACAAGAAAAAUUCAAUGGCGUUGCAGCUGAAGCGGAGAAAAAUUGCCGAGCAUGUGGAAAGGCUGUCUACAAAAUGGAAGAAAUGAAAGCUGAACGGAAUAUCUGGCAUAAGAAUUGCUUCAAGUGCAGCGAAUGCAAUAAACAAUUGAAUGUGGACACAUAUGAAAGCCAUGAGAGUAUUUUGUAUUGCAAGCCACAUUUUAAAGCUCUAUUUACACCGAAAGCUGUAGAGGAUAGUGAACCAGCGCCUCCACGACGACCAGAAUUAAUAAUUCGUGAAAAUCAACCCAUCGAAUUGCCACCGGACGUAGUCAGGUCUAGUGAUAAAACAGAUCUUGGUCUGGAAGAAUUGCAUCAAUUGAAUGUUAAGUCGCGAUAUGAAAUUUUCGAAAAUGCUGGUCAAAUGGAACAGGAGACUGUACAGCUAGAUCGCUCGCCUAGUGGUGUUAAAAGAAGUGCCACAAUUUUGUCCAAAUUGGCUAGAUUUCAAUCCAAAGGUAUGGAUGUUGGCCUGACUGAUGAGUCUCUAAAUGGGGUAACAUUGGAAGAUUCGUCUGAGGACGAACUAAAUGGAGAUGAUGAAAAUGGUGAAGAUAUAGAAUUGAUUCGCGCAAAGCGUGCCCAACGCGAACGACCGUUAAGCUUUGCGAACAUGAGCGAUAUUAAAAGCAAAUUUGAAACGGGUCAUUCUAUGAGUAAAGAGGAACGACGCGAAGAACGCAAACAGGAAAUACAAAAUAUUCGUUCGAGACUUUUUAUGGGCAAACAAGCAAAGAUAAAGGAAAUGUAUCAACAGGCUGUGCUAGAUUCUGAACAAGGUGUUCGUUCUGUGGAUAAGAAACAUGAUGUGGACAUUGGUGAUAAAGCCAAGUCUAUCAAAGAUCGUUUUGAAAAGGGAGAAAUAUUCAAUGAGGAGAAUGAGGGAAAUCAUCAUAAACAUCAGGAUGAGGAUAUGGCUGUAUUUGAACAAGGAAUUGGCAAAAAAUCCCGUUCGAUGUUCAUGGAAAUGGAUGCCAACGCUGCUAAGUCACCGUCAGUUGUAUCUGCUCCGCAAACACCUGAUAUAAAGAAGAACUCCAGCCCCAUUUGGCCGCCACCAAUUAAAACAAAGCCCUUCGAGGAUGUCGUAAAAUGUGACGAUAAGGUUGACGACAUCAAAAUCGAAACUGCUGACAUUUCAAACAAAUUCAAAUUUUUCGAGACAUACAAACCGAGUGCCGCGGAAAAGAAACAGUUUCGCAUCACUCCACCCCGUGAAGGUGUUGUAAAACAGCCAUCACCAGAGCGACAAGACGUUUAUAUUGAUCCGGAUGUGGUUCGAUCAGGUGAAUUAAUUGAGGACUCAACCAUUGCUGAGAAUAGUCAGACGACUACAAAAAUGUUAUCGAUGUUCCGACAAAUGGAGGAAAAGAAACACGAAAACCAGAAUUCUAACGGUCUUAAACCGUUGAAACGCUUCACACCACCACCUGAUGACAAUCGACGUAUUCGCACCCGCAAUAGCGAAUCCGAAAAUGAUUGUACCGAUUCCGAAGACGACGAGGACGAUGAUGAUGGCGAAGAGGAAAGUGAAAGUGAUCCACAGCCGCCAUCGAAUCAGGACUACGUUCGGUCAUCGGACAAGAAUGUGGAUGAGUUUCUGCAACAAGCUCAGUCUGCUGCACGUGCCAAACAAUUAAGAGCCAAAUUUGAACGAUGGGAAUCGAAGGAAAUCGCUCGAGAACAGAACAACAGUUCGGUCGCGUUGUACGACGGAAAUGAACAGAGUCAAGUUGAAACAGCUAAAGAGAUCAGAGCCAAAUUCGAAAAUAUGCGAGACACUAGUCAUGCUGAACCACGUGAAAGGAUUAAAGUCAAUCGAUUUGUGAAUGAGGCCGAUGAAUGAAGAACUGACGGCACAUACUUUGACGUACUUUACCGGAUAAACAAACAUUUAAUUAAUCUAACCUCAAGAUAAAAUUAUAAACCUACAUCUAUCUCCCCAUUCUAAAUUUAUAGUAAUAAUAUUUGGAUCAUUUACACCGAUUUGUCAAAAGAAAAUAUUGAGAAUCUAUCAAUACAAAAUGUAAUAUCGAUAAUGAAAAGUAAAAGUAAAAAAAGCAACAUUUUUUAAACAAAAAAAAAACUAUUAAUAAAAAAUCGGAUUUAAUGAUAUUCUGGUUGAGAACCAUUAAAACAUUUUCUUUUUGUUAAUUUAUUUUGUGAGUGAGUAUACAUGUUGGUAAAUUUUUUAUAUUUAAAAAAGAAAAAAACAAUAAAUUUUAAUUCAUAAAUUGAUUACGGUUCAACCGAAGAAAGCUUUAAGUUUUAUUUUACAUCUAAAUUAAAAUUGGCUUUCCCUUGGCCAUUUAGAUCUAUUUUCACAUCUGUUGUAUUUAUUUGUGUUACAUGCGACAAAAGAAACUCGUUUUUGUCGUGUUAAAAGCAUUUCUUUAGACGCACCCAGCAUGUAAAAUGCAUCUCAUAACUCAGGAUAAAAAUGAAAAGCCAGGUGUGCUUUUAUUGAUCUCAGCAUCGCCUCGGAUCAACAAAAUUCACUUCGAAAACAUCACUUUUCGACUUAUCAUCCGUAGUUAUGUAAAUAAUCAAUUUAAUUGACAUGGUUUUUAAUCUGUUAAUGUGAAGGUGCCAACAAUAUGAUCUGAUUAACGCGUGAGAUACAGCUAUUCAUCUGUUAAUGAAGACGGUAUGACCUUGGACUUGAGUACUGGUCAGUUACAAAAUAUAUGAUUAAAUCAAGUGAUAGAUUUAUACCAAACACUACACACAAAAUUGUUUAUACAAUAGAUGCGUCAGAUUUAAAUGAUUCUGGUGUGAUAGGCUUGCCUUUUGUAUAAGAUUCAACUUAAAAAACGGCAAUCGUAUCGCAACGUUACCUAAAUCUGAUACUAAUUUUGUUUUGGGGCAUCGCUUAGUGUUUGAUAUGAAAUCUUGUACUUCGUCUGUUUUACUGUAUAAAAGAACAUGAGCUAGAUCUUAUCAUCGAUAUCGAUAACAGAUGACUGGCCUUUUAUAAGUAGUUAAUAAGACAAUGCGUAUUUUUCUGAUUGUUUUGACAACAGAAGAAAAAUGAAAAGUUUCUUGUUUAUACCCAAUUUUAGCCAGAAUUUUUUUUCUCAAAUUUAUUCUCCAAGAGAAGAUUUGAUGUUAAAUUAAUAAAAAAAAAAUCGACAGUUUUUCCUUUCUAUUAGCAAAACUUAUGAAAGUAAAUUAAGACUAGUUAAAACACAACCCAUUGGACAAUAUUUGCACGAACAACUGUCAAGUCAAUAGUCUGACGAUCACACCGAUAAUAAAAAGUCGUUCUGUGAUUGUUCCAAAUCCAAUCAAAAUAUCAACAUGCCUUCCUUUUGGAAUUGUUUUGAAUUAAAAUUAUACAUUUUUACGACGAAGAUUUUUUUUUAGAAAAUUUAGGAUACCAUGCACAGAUAGUGUAGUGAAACCGUUUUGCUGGUGGUUACCCGUUAAUUGUUAUCCUUUUGAUUUUUGACUGCUCUCUCCAUUGUUUAUACAAAAAGUAUGGAACUUUGUAUCGAAAGUGAGAUCCUUUUAGAAUUACCCUAAAAAUAAAAAAUAAAAUUGUCCAAUCCCAAUAUAGGUGGAAUAUUUGAUUUCCCAUUAAUACAAAAUUCUUAUGAAUCUUAUAUCUAAUCUUAUGUAGCAUCAACACCAGUCAGUAAUUAAUAAUUUGACCUAUAGCACAUUACUUUGUAGUGUCGACUUUACACUUAUUUUACCCGACGUUGUCGUAAGUAGUAAAAUAAUAAGAAAAAUUGAUAUUUAAACGUCUACACAUAAUGUCCAGAGAAGAGAUCCUGUAACAUCUCUGUUAUGUAUUCUUCUUAUUAUGCAUGUUCCAUUUUGUCAAAGAUAUAAAAUCCUAGAAUAAUAAUUGUUACAGUGAGAAAUGUGUUUAAUUUUAUCAGAUCAGUCGAUAAGCGAUUGUCACUGGAUUAAUAAAAGUAAAAAAUUAAUUGGAUUUUUAUGUCUAUAAGAAGUCUUAUGUAAUAUUGUAAUUCUUAUUAAUUAUGAUAUGCUGUUUUAGAUAUAAAUAUAUUUCUCUAUAAUCAAAAGCGUGGAGAUGUCCUCUCUUCUAGACAAAAUGAAAUUUCUUUUUUGCUGUUGUCAGACAACAGUUGUGUUGUUUCUUAUAGUGUACAUGUGUAAAGGAAAAAAAAGGUAAUUAGUUUGGUGCCGCUAUAUGUUUCUGAUUUGUGGUAUAGAUAAGGACUUGUGUGUGCUCUAAUACCUCCCAAUGUUCUUCACCAAUCUUCUCAUGUUAUACAAAAAUGAUAAUUAUUUUUACAAUGGAAAUUUUAUGGUCACUCAAUUUCAUCUCUAUGAAUUUAUGAAUUGGUGACGCUGUUUACUCAAUGAAUCAAAAUUUUGAAUUUUGUUUUUAAGAUCUAUUACACUCACUUUUUGUAAGCAAUUUUCGAGGAUAAAAUAAAAGUAAAAUACAAUCAUAGAUGUUACACACACACAUUGUAGUCAAUUUAUUAAAAAAAUAAUAUUUUUUCAAACAUGAAUUCAAUCUGUAAUUGAGAUUUUUCGUUUUAAAAUAUUUCUUGACUAUUUAAAAGUGCUGAUCUAACAUCAGACUACUUGAAACAAAAAACCAUGAAUUUAAAUACAAUAUUUUACAAAAAA